This is a messenger RNA of Macroventuria anomochaeta, 3223 nucleotides long. RefSeq lists its product as uncharacterized. NCBI's taxonomy places the organism in Eukaryota, Fungi, Ascomycota, Dothideomycetes, Pleosporales, Didymellaceae. The coding region runs from base 158 to 2974 and encodes 938 amino acids. The record is from RefSeq and is a predicted model, not a curated record. The transcript has 4 exons.
GUUUUCGGAUAGAAGCGCCUCUUGCAUUUGAGCCUACUGUAUCAGUGUCCGCUAAUCGCCUUGUCAUUCUUAGCGGAGGCCAUUAUCGUUUACUUCGCCCCGCAUCUCCCCAUUGUGCAGCUUCCCGGCAUAGCUCCAAGCUGCCAACCGCCAAAACAUGGUUCCCAAACCCUCGUGGCUAAAGUCGAACAAGUCGCACACAUCUGUUGACAAUUCGUCUGGGCAGCAUUCACCUGUGCCCUCUGUGAACAACGAAUUCCAGAAUCCCAACGGGCAGCAACAGGCGCAGCUCGGCCAGCAGCCCUCUUUGCAGCAGCCUCCUCUCGGUGUUGCCCAGCAGCAACAGCAGUACAGACCGCAGCAACAGCAGCAGUAUCCCCAACGUACGACCAGCACGAGUGCCAGUCACCGCCUUAGCUCGCACGAUCAGCUGCAAGGCUACCAGCAACAAGCUGGGCCUCCUGACCCCUCACCUGGCUUCGAUCAGUCUCGUCCCAGCCCGCAACAGUUGCCGGCGCCCGUAUACACGCAGGAGCAGCCCAAGAAGUCGCGACUCAGCCGUAUUGCUGCUGGACUGACAGGGCACAAGGAGGACGACCCCUCGAAGCAGGCGAACAAGAACGCAAUUGGAAGACGCCAGUCGACAAGAGGCAGGGAGAAUCGACCCCAGGAGUAUCCGACGCAGGACGCGCCCCGUCUGAAUACGCCGUCGCAGCAAUAUCACCAGCGGCACGGUUCCCAGCAACAGCUGCCCACCUCAGUCGAGCAAGACGAAGGGAGCCCAGGCCUCGACCCUUUCCUCCAGCAGGACCCCAAUACGCCUGAAGUACCCCCAAAGGACCUUCAAUACCAGCAGCACCCACAGCAGUUCAUUCCGAACUCGCACCAGGGUCUGCACAACCGGCCCCCACUCGACAGAGUAAGCACUGAAGGUAGCUAUCAGAAGCAGGGCGGGGUAGAGCACUACAACCCCGAUCAACACCAGGGUCCACAACAACCACAACAGCAGGCAAAUCAGCAGCAAUACCAAAACUACCAGCCGAUUGUCCAACAAUCUCAGGGCUCAGACAGUUAUCAGCCCUUUGCUCCACAAUCGGCACCGAGCCCUCGGCCUGGAAACGUUCAGCUGCACGGUCAGGAUAUUGCACAGCAACAACGCAACUACUAUCAAUAUCAACAACAGCAAGCUUCCCAGCAAGCUUCCCAGCAAGCUCAAGGGCAAUCACCGCAGGACGGCCAUCCCCAGAGCAACCAGUUCCAACAGCAGCAGCAGUUUGCGCCGCCACCCCAGUCUCAGCUACAGCAAACUCAAGACUUCCGUCAGCAGCAGGUCCACCCUGUUCGAACUGCAUCACUGCACCAACCUGAGUUGCAACACCCCCAAGCAACUCGUGGUGUGCCUCAGAUAGUGCAGCAGGGCCAACCUAUCGACACGCAGCAACUGCAACAGCUACGGCCACCCUCUUCUCAGCAACAGCCAGCCCCACCUUCGCCGCUGCAGCAUCAGUACCAAAGCUACGAUCAACAGCAGUACCAACAGUCGCAAGCUUCGGAUUCACCAACGUCGAAAAUCUCAGCUCAAAACCAAAGUCAAGAUAAUAUGGCACCUGGCAGUCAAAGCAAUGGCAGGUUACGCAAAGUGGCUGAUGGGGGUCAGCAGCAGUCCACGACUUCGUCUCGAGAGUCUUCACUUCUACAGCAACCUACAACACAAGCUUCGCAAGGCCAGCCUUACCGAGGUGACAAACAGAGCGGAGAGACAGGGCGUGGAACGCCUCCACCACGAUCGGCUGCCAGUGAUUUGGAUCCAGAGGACAUUGAGAAGAUGAUGAAGGAGCACGAAGUUCUGCGCGAGAAAUACCAAAAGGUGAAAAGGUACUUCUUUGAGCAGCAGACCCAGGUACAUCAGCUGCAGAAUACUCUGGCAAACCAACGUUUGUCUUUGUCACGCACGUCGUGGGACGACAGCGAGUACGCAACUCGCUUUAACAGACUUGAUGGCCUAAUUGCGCAACUAUCCUUCUCCAUUCGCAAAGAUUGGAAAUCGAUCCCCAUAUGGUUACACCCAGUGGUCAACAAGAAUGCGGUAGAAAUUGGCAAACAGGAGAUGACUGCCGUUGGCCGUGCCUUCAUCUCGCAAUGGCUAGUCGAAAAUAUCUUCGAGAAGUACUUCCAUCCCGAUCUAGAACCUGGCUUCUCGACUCAGCUCCAGAUGAUCCAACUCAACAUCCGCAAGUUCGCGCCCUCGUGUCAUUCUACCGAGGACGAAGAUUCGCUGGCUGCGAAGGUUAUCAAUUGGCGAUUGGCUACACUCGAAGGUCUGUCAGAUCUGCUAAGAGCGCCACAAGCCGAGUCGAACCGUCAGAAGCUGACAGAAACACUGAACGAAAAGCUCAUCGCAUCACUGCAAAUGUUGUUGAACGAUCCAGCACCUCCUGAUCUGGCUGGUGGUGUGCCCAUGAUUGUCGAACUGGCUGUCAGUAUCGCUCAACAUCUGCCUCUAGAGAGUCGAGAGGUCCACAUCGAGUAUUUCCCGCCUGGUCAUGGCAUCGUUUCAGAAUUUAUGAAGAUAGAGUCUGGUAUCCCACCCUUGACAAGCCCAAUCAAGGAGGUAGAUGAAGCAGAUCGAGUCUCGCUGAAGAGUGUAGCUUCCAAAUUGGACGACAAUGCAUCCGUUGGCGAUCAAGACAUUCAGGGACAGCAAGGAUCACAGCUGCCAAAGGAAGACAAGAAGCGUGGCUUCUUCGGCGGAUUGAGUGCCUCGAAGAAACCUACGACUGCACCGGCAUCGCUUGGUAAGCGCGAAUCAUCUUUGGGCCAAGGUGGCAGCCAGCAGAGCCUCACAGGGCCGCCUGGGAGCUCGAGCGGACAGAAAGAUGAGCCACCUUCACCACGAGUGCGUCUGGCUGUUGGUGUAGCAGUACAGAUCAGAGGCAAGAGUGUUUUGAUCAAAGCACCUGUCUACAGCACUUGAGUGUGACGCUUGGAUUGGAUGUAGAGAGGAUAUGGACAUGGUCUCCUAUUUCGCUUCUUCAUACACGGGAUGUGCAGAUGGCGGUAUCUUUGAAAGGCACCACAGCUAGAUAUUGAGCGUCGAUGCCUGGAAGAUUGUCGUUGUAUUUAGCGAGCGUUGGAUUUGAUGAUGGAUUUGAUGUGCAUGUACCGAUACCCUCGCUGUUUCUACGGUUGAGCAAAGCAUAGCAGUAACGAUGAAGCUUUCGAA